UUUUCCAAUGAACAAGAGAGAGAGAGAGAUACUAGAGAUUUUCAGGACACACUUUAGAUUUUACAUUUACACUUUACAUGGAUGGAUGGGGAUGAGCCGUAAGCUCGUAACCAUAGCAAUCACGAUGACAACCGUUUGCAGGAAUCUGUGUUGUGCCAGGUUGUGCACAUGACAUUUUUCGCUUUCGAUUUGCGUACUCUUGUGUAGACACUGAGUGUAAGGAGCCACGAAUCAUCAAGUGAGGUCCGUUUUUUGCUUUUCAACGAAAUUCUGUAGCGACAAAGGUUAUCCUGGCAAGGGCAAGUGAAGGCAAACCAUUGGGCAAACUACAAGAAAUCGACUCAAGUUUCAGACUCAACUAGUGCUGGUGGCGUUGCCAGCAGAACUCCAUUUCGAAAGAUAUUCAUUAUGAUCUUCCAGUGGAGCUUCUGAUCCCUCGUGAAAUGACAACUCCGACCAACGGGAAUGAUGGCUCCACCAAUCAGCGGAUACAAGUUGAAGUUUGUCGCUCGUCGACUCGCACAGACUCUCUGUGGAGGGCUGCAUGUCGGUUGUCGGAAUGUUUCCCCCGCAUUCCACGGUGCCCAGGCCGUCCUCUUCCUCUGGCCAUUGUUCGUUGGAGGAGCCCUGACAAUAUUUGUCGAAGGAGAGCUCCUAGAACCGUAUUUGGCUCUGGGAAUGGCCGGAGCUCUCGGAGCCGUUGCUGUUGUCGCCGUUGAAGUCGCGGUUCUCGUGCUGCGGAGUAAGAGCAUCGAAGCCUUUGAGGACCCCAGUAAGUCGGAUGUUGUCACCUACACCUCAGCAGACGACAACCGACAACCACCACUAAAGACGAAAGGCGCAGCCGUUCGAUUCCUUUUUCCGGCGACCAAGCCCGUAACAUUGGUCUUGUCCUGCUCUCUGGUGUCUGGUCUCGCAAUGCUGGGCCUACUAGAUGUGGCCUUACCUUCUCAGCUGUCGACGCAUUGGCACAGCCCGCUGCUGGGAUAUCUAUUCUGUCUGUUGUGCUGGGUGUCGUCCUGCACAGUGUUGUGGUCGCUGGUAGUGAGCCCUCCUCCAGAAGUGGCCACGUACGUCCCAAAUCCGAGUCACAUCUUGGCAACAAUGUUUCGUCCCUUCUACCUGCUGGUUUUGAUUGUGGUUGCCCGAACUGCCAGGAGUACUGUAAGCAGCGAUACCUGGUGGAUGUCUGCCGUUGAACGCAAUGCAGUGCUGUGCAUUGCCAGCCUACCUUUGCUCUUUCUGCUGGGCGUAUUACCACCAAUAGAGGCUCUGCUUUAUUGGCUGCCGGAAUGGAUAAACACACACUUAUUUGGCGGAUCACCAUCUCCGCACGUUGUCAGGACAUACGUGAUGUUGUUUCUGUCCGUGGGUGCUGUCCUGCUCUGUCUUCCACCGCACCACCUAUGGGCCACACUCUGUGCCUGCUUCUGCGGAUUCAUCCUGUCCUUAGACUUGGCACCAGCCUAUCAGUGGCUUUGUGCAGGGCCAUGUCUGAAGAAGAUCAACUGGAGGGUGCUCUUGGGCUACUCUGGCCUCCUGGCUUCUUCAAUGUCCCUUGCUGCUUUACCACAUCUUUGGCAUAUCAGUCUGAUAGACAGGUGGAUCAACUCCCCGUUUCUCGUCGUUCUGCUGAUAUUCUCCUCAGCUCUUGCAUCGAUCCAAGCUCCUUAUGCCGUGUUUGGCUUCUUCCGGAACCCUUUCUAUCCCGAGGUUGUGGAAGUCGAUGCGUUCAAGACGUUCCGGCGCCGCUUUGGGCCUCUCGUCGGCCUCGGAAAAUUGCUGCUCAAAAUGGUAUCUCCUCUGGCUAUGGUGACCUUCCUAAGCAAGUUGGCCACAAGAACAAGCAACACUUACAUGAUUGUGUCAGCCAUGGCACAUGUCACUUGUUUCAGAGUUGUAUGGCAACGCACAGAGGCAGCCCUGCUGGAUCUCUGCAUCUUUUGGACAGUGCAUAGGUGGACCACACUGCUCGAAGCUUCCUCGCUUGAUCCACUUCCUGCCGUGUGGCUCAUCGAAAUAUCGCGGCAGUGGGUAACGGGCUUCGGUGCCAGGUGCCACCUGGCGGCCGUCCUCUUUGUCACUUUUAUGAGCCAAGUCAAGCUGAGACUGCGUUUCUUGUGGCUGUUUCCUGUGGUCAACCUAUUAUUUCUUCCACUCCUCCUGGUGCUAGUUGCAAUCAGCGCUUUUCUGCAGGCGUCAUUGCUUCCCCUUUUCUCCCUGCCACUCUUCCUUCCCACGUUUCCAAGGCCGAGCAAGUUCUGGCCUGGAAAUGUCGGCCAGUCUGCCAGCAGUUGCAGCGACUCCGUGUACUACAAGCAGAUGGCGCCACACUUGACCGAAGCCAUUAGGGUCUCCAUCGCAAACGGAACUAUGGGAUCCUUGGAAGCAGGAGCACUGCUGUUAGCUCGUCUGGAGGAACGCCUUCUGUGGAUUCAAGUCUUGGAAUCCGGAUACGGAUUUCACACUUUCAAUAUCAAAGGUCUCGAACUUCAGGAAACCUCGUGCCACGCUGUAGAGGCACAGAAGGUGGAUGAAUUGUUUGAGGCCGCACUCUUGGACAGUCGAAUGAAUCAGGAACCAUUUCAUUCUUUGCUUCCUGUGGAUUUUGUCCCAGUACUGACUUACUCCUCAGUGAAAGGGGUCCUCACCGGAGUCAUCGACAGCCACGAGUUUUCUGAUGUCCUCGGAAACUUCUUCAAUAGGGCCCUUGUCUGGCUACUACUCCAGUUCAAACUAGCAGAUCUAACGGAGAACGGCCUGCCUCAACGUGCGGAGAGUCCGACUGAGAAGUCGGACGAUGCACGUUCCGUUGGCGAGAGCCGCAUCCCUGAGACGUGGGCAGAUGCCGUUCGCUCUUUGACGUCCAUCGGGUCAGCCGACUGGUCCGACUCGGACGAUCCGCUGGAACAGGGUCCACGAGGAGAACCCGAGGGGCGCUCUACGAAUACCGCAGAAACGGGAGAACGUAUCCGAGACAUUGAACUGCAGGUCCCAGUGCAGAACGUAUGGUCCUCGUCGGCUCCAGUCGUCAGGGUGGCUAGAUGGGUUGACGAAAAACCCAUCUUGACAGCGCCAUCAGUGGCGCCAUGCGACAGUACACUGGGUCUUCCCGAGAUGUGGCUGGGAGUAGCAGACGACAACGACAUCGAGACGCUUGCGGCACGCAACGUAGUUGCUCGAGAAUUCAGCGAGGUUUGGUUUUGGAAAGUACUCGAGAGACAACUCGAAAAUGCUCCCAGAACUGUCCAGGCGCUGUGCGAAAACUCGAGAACUGAUCAUAAACUUCUACAACAGUACAGGGACAUAGUGACAUUUUGCCAUGUAGCAACAAUGUCACCUGAUGACAUGCCAAAUCCAGAAACAAUAUGUUCAGCAUUUUCUGGUCGUCUGCGUUCGAGUGGGUCCACGGAACACCCGAUCAACAAUGCCAGCCUUCAAGAUAUUGCAACCUGUGCAUUUAGGUAUAGCGUCAAACUAGCCCUCGACGCGGUAUUAAUCGGCAGCGCUGACAACGAUGCUCAACUAAUGGAAGCAUUAGAAGAUCUCGACUCAGAUUGGUUCAUUGGCAUGGAAGGAUCUAGCUCCUGGUCGGAGGCUGUUCUCAAAGAAACACCGCAACUGUUUUGCAUAUUUCAUGAUAGAGAAGAGGAUGUUUACCGAAGUCACCUCCUAACCCUGCGUGAAGUGUCCGUCCCCGUCGGCCGUCUGCACACGGAGACCGUCAGGGGUCUCUGGUCCACUCUCUCUCUGGAACUGUUGUAUCUGACCAAUGACGACGACGAACGCUACAGCAUACAAGCUCAGCCGACAAUCCUCCGCAACCUCACCAUUCAAGCAGCCAAUCCUCCCCUUGGCUACCCCAUUUUUUCUUCAUCAGCCAUUACGGUAGCAACAUUGUGGUAGAACCACGACCUACUAGAUUAUAACUACCACGUCAUUGCAUCCCUUCCCAGCGCCGCAUUCCCAGUUAUUGCUUUCUCGACUUCUACGAUACUUUGUACUUCAGCUUACCUUAGUAUUCCUGUACAAACGGUGGAUAUUCCACGGUAGAUGUUUCAUUCUGAGGUUGAUUACAUUCAUCAUACUAGCGUUUUCAUAGGAGCGAUCGCUGUCGUCUGCUACGGUAGUCAUGUGUACGCUUCUGCGCGUUCAGAAUUCAAAUUGCCAUCGUCCAAUCGUGAUGCAGACCUCGUGUGCCGAUGAGUAGCGCCCCCGGUGGAUCGUGCGGACGGGCUCCUCAUUUAUGACAUGGUCGUUAUAAUCUAGUAGGUCAUGGGUAGAACAUACGUCUGUGCAAGAUAAUAAAAUGAUCACUCGUUAUUCUCAUCCCAAACAUCCUGAACACAGUGACCCGAAACCCAGCCAGCAACUGGACUGGAUUGGAACUCGAGUUUGGACACUUUCCCUCCCGAAUGCCCACAUUUGGGAUUGUUGCGGUUGUUACUAUUAGAGCCCCUAGUGUUCCGCGAUUCCGUGAAGUUUUGUGGAAUUGUCCACGUGUCGCGGAACCUGCUGCUUCCCUCAGAAUCGCAUGUUUUUCGCGGAAUAUUUGAUAUGUUGCAGCAUCGUGUAAGGGUUUCGAUCGAUCUGCGACAUUUUACCCCCGGUUAUACCCGACCAGUCGUAACUAAGGCCCGGAAAUUUGGGCACUAAGAACGACGGAAAUAGGCAAGCAUUUAGGCUCCAAAAAAUACCGAAGUAGGCAAUAAUAUGCAAAGAUGGGCACGUUAAUCUGGUACGCCCUUUGACUUUCUUGAUGUUUCAGAAUGAUCAGUCGAGGAAAGCUUGCUCAUUUAAAGGCUACGGUACAAUACAAGCCUCGACGUCUGGUACACGAAUGCUGAAGCAGCUGGGAAACACGCUAUAUCGAAUAAUACUAUUACUUUUCCGCCCUCGAAGGUCUUGAAAGGCCAAGAGAGGCCAAAUUUUUGGAUCAACUGUACGCAAAAAAGGAACAAAAUGCGCAAACACGCAGUAACGAAAAGCAAAGUGCAACACUCGGCACGAGCCUGAAAGCUGCACUCGCACUUAGACCCGCAAAAAAGGCUCUUAUGGCAUCUAAAAAUGUUAAAAUAUGCUGCAAUCCCAUAGAGUCGAUAAAAACGCAGGCAACGCCAAAAAUGUCGUAUUUAGGCGUUUCCAGGCAUUUAUAGGCAAAUGCCCAAAAAUCCGGGCCAUAGUCAUGCAGCAGUGCCACAUGCGACUGAUACUGCUGGCACUUACAUGGCUGAACGUGCCACGACUAAAGGAAAUUUAAUGACGGGAAUGCCCAUAGAAGAAAUUGUCAUAGAGUUUAGUCUAAUUUUCUUUGCGCACUGAAAAGUUAUGAAAGACAGGAAAAGUCCAGGACAAGUCUGUGAGCGAUCUCAGGGGGGAAAAUGCCGCAAAAUUUUUUUACUUGUUUUCCCCUGCUGCGGAUAUGUAAAUCCCAUUCGUCGGGAAUAUUAAUUUUCCGCAGCACAGAGCUAGGGGCUCUAGUUAUUAUUGCCAUUGCUGUAGUUUGUAACAAAGGUAAUUCGAGACGUGGCAUCUUUGUUUCUUUUUCAUCAAUUCCAGAUGUUUGUGUUGACACAUUGUGACAUGGCAAGAAUCAACGUCACAACCAGAAAUUGUUUUCUCAGCGGCUGAGAUUCCUGUGAUACGUGGGGGUGUUUAAAAAUACUUUAAAGACGAUAUAAAGACACGAAGACCUAUGCACUGGUUGUGCUGCUUGUGAAAAAGGGAUAUGCACGUUGCGCGCAAAAUGCUGAAACUUUUGCAGUAAAUGUUUGUCUUUUUUUUUAACAAAUGACACAUCAAGUGAGGUUGGUUUGUAACGCUGUGUGCUUACGGGGCAUUUUGACCAUGCUGCUGCUGACUUCUCAAAAGAAAUAAGUGUGUUACACCCGUGGUUUAAAAGGACACAUUCAUCCAUUACUUGUUGCAAUAAACUAUGAGCGGUGUACA
This is a messenger RNA of Ornithodoros turicata, 5949 nucleotides long. Its product is annotated as pecanex-like protein 4. Gene Ontology annotation, cellular component: membrane. The coding region runs from base 466 to 3906 and encodes 1146 amino acids. The record is from RefSeq and is a predicted model, not a curated record. NCBI's taxonomy places the organism in Eukaryota, Metazoa, Arthropoda, Arachnida, Ixodida, Argasidae. The transcript has 19 exons.